GGCGGCCGGGGCUGUGACUGCGUCUGAGGUGACGGUGGAGGACGCCGAGGCGCUGCCAGCGACCGCGGGCGAGCAAGAGCCGUGGGAGUCGGAACCCGCCGACGAGGCGGUGCUGCGGCCACGCGGCAGGUAUUUGGGAACAAGAUGAUCAUUCCUUCCCUGGAUGGAGACCUCUUCCAGUGGGACCGAGACCGUGAGAGCAUGGAAACAGUUCCUUUCACAGUGGAGUCACUUCUUGAAUCUUCUUAUAAAUAUGGAGAUGAUGUCGUUUUGGCUGGAGGGAAAUCUUUCACUACAUAUGGACUCAGUGCAUAUAGUGGAAAGGUGAGGUAUAUCUGCUCAGCUUUGGGUUGUCGCCGAUGGGAUAGUGAUGAAACGGAACAAGAAGACAUCCUGCUUCUGCAACGCACCCAGAAAACUGUUAGAGCUGUCGGACCUCGUAGUGGCAAUGAGAAGUGGAAUUUCAGUGUUGGCCACUUUGAACUUCGGUAUAUUCCAGAAAUGGAAACUAGAGCCGGAUUUAUUGAAAGCACCUUUAAACCCAAUGGGAACAAAGAAGAGUCCACAGUUAUUUCAGAUGUGGAAGAACAGGAAGCUGCCAUGAUUGACACAGUGAUAAAAGUCUCUGUUGCCGAUUGGAAGGUUAUGGCGUUUAGCAAGAAGGGAGGACAUCUGGAAUGGGAAUAUCAGUUUUGUACUCCAAUUGCAUCUGCCUGGUUGAUUAAGGAUGACAAAGUCAUUCCAAUCAGUCUUUUUGAUGAUACAAGUUAUGUAUCUAACAAUGAAAUUUUAGAAGAUGAAGACGACAUUGUAGAAGCUGCCCGAGGAGCCACAGAAAGCAGUGUUUACUUGGGAAUGUACAGAGGACAGCUGUAUCUGCAGUCAUCAGUCAGAAUUUCAGAAAAGUUUCCUACAAGCCCCAAGGCCUUGGAAUCUGUCAAUAAUGAAAAUGCAAUUGUUCCUUUGCCAACAAUCAAGUGGAAGCCCUUAAUUCACUCUCCUUCCAGAACUCCUGUGUUGGUGGGAUCUGAUGAAUUUGACAAAUGUCUUAGUAAUGAUAAGUUUUCUCAUGAAGAAUACAGUAAUGGUGCACUUUCAAUCUUACAGUAUCCAUAUGAUAAUGGUUAUUAUCUACCAUACUACAAGAGGGAGAGGACCAAACGGAGCACGCAGAUCACAGUCAGAUUUCUCAACAACCUGAAUAACAACAAGAAUAUCCGCAAAAAGGAUCCUGUCCUCCUCUUACACUGGUGGAAAGAAAUAGUUGGAACUAUUCUGUUUUGUAUCAUAGCCACAACUUUUAUUGUACGCAAACUUUUCCAUCCUCAUCCUCACAGACAAAGGAAGGAAUCUGAAACUCAGUGUCAAACUGAAAGUAAAUAUGAUUCUGUAAGUGGCGACACCAAUGACAGUAGCUGGAAUGACAUCAAAAAUUCUGGGUAUAUAUCACGAUAUCUAACAGAUUUUGAACCAAUUCAGUGCAUGGGUCGUGGAGGGUUUGGAGUUGUCUUUGAAGCUAGAAACAAAGUAGAUGACUGCAAUUACGCUAUCAAAAGGAUCCGUCUCCCCAACAGGGAGUUGGCUCGGGAAAAGGUAAUGCGAGAAGUUAAAGCUCUGGCCAAGCUUGAGCACCCAGGUAUUGUUAGAUAUUUCAAUGCCUGGUUGGAAGCACCACCAGAGAAGUGGCAAGAAAAGAUGGAUGAAAUUUGGCUGAAAGAUGAAAGCACAGAUUGGCCACUCAGCUCUCCGAGCCCAAUGGAUGCACCAUCAGUUAAAAUACGCAGAAUGGAUCCCUUCUCUACAAAAGAACGUAUUGAAAUCAUAGCUCCUUCACCAGUAAGAAGUAGGUCUUUUUCAGUAGGGAUUUCCUGUGGCCAGACAAGUUCUUCCUUGAGCCCAUUCUCUCCACUGGAAUUCUCGGGAGCUGACCACAGAGAUGUCAGUGGGUCAGUGGAUCCAGUGUGCAACCUCCAGGACAGUUGCCUUACAGACUGUGAGGGGGAAGAUGGUACUAUGGAUGGCAAUGAUGAAGGACACUCCUUUGAACUCUGUCCUUCUGAAGCCUCUUCUGUAAGGUCAAGGGAGAGAACCUCCUCUUCUAUAGUAUUUGAAGAUUCUGGCUGUGAUAAUGCCUCCAGCAAAGAAGACCUCAAAACUAACAGACUGCAUAUUGGCAACCAUUAUGCUAAUAAACUAACUGGCUGCAAGCAUGCUAGUAGUAAAUCGUCUUCUGAACCUACUUUGUCUGUUUCUCCUCCAAGACCAACCACUUUAAGUUUAGAUCUCACUAAAACCACUGCCGAGAAACUCCAGCCCAGUUCACCGAAGGUGUAUCUUUACAUUCAGAUGCAGCUGUGCAGGAAGGAAAACCUCAAAGACUGGCUGAACGGGCGAUGUGCCAUCGAGGAAAGGGAGAGGACCGUGUGUCUGCAUAUCUUCCUGCAGAUAGCUGAGGCAGUGGAGUUUUUGCACAGUAAAGGACUCAUGCACAGGGACCUCAAGCCUUCCAAUAUAUUCUUUACAAUGGAUGAUGUGGUAAAGAUUGGAGACUUUGGACUAGUGACUGCCAUGGACCAGGAUGAGGAGGAGCAGACGGUUCUGACCCCGAUGCCAGCUUAUGCCAGACACACAGGACAAGUAGGGACCAAACUGUAUAUGAGCCCAGAGCAGAUUCACGGAAACAACUACUCUCACAAAGUGGACAUCUUUUCUUUAGGCCUGAUUUUAUUUGAAUUGCUGUACCCAUUCAGCACCCAGAUGGAGAGGGUCAGAACCUUAAGUGAUGUAAGAAAUCUCAACUUUCCACCACUGUUUACUCAGAAAUAUCCUCGUGAGUAUGUGAUGGUUCAACACAUGCUCUCUCCAUCCCCCAUGGAACGGCCUGAAGCUACAGACAUCAUUGAAAAUGCUGUAUUUGAAGAUUUGGAACUUCCAGGAAAAACAGUUCUGAGACAGAGGUCUCGCUCCAUGAGCUCAUCAGGAACAAAGCAUUCGAGACAGUCAAGCAUCUCCCACAGCCCUUUGCCAAGUAAUUUGCCUUAAGUUGUGCUGGCAACCCUUACAGGUGACCCAGAAUAGCCCACCUCUCAGGAAUGUGGCUUUCCAAAAUUGUGGACUUGAAAAUUUUGUUCUUUGCUCGAUUUUAUUUUGCACUACCUUUUCUAAGUCGUAUUUAAACUGAAUUUUGGAGCAUAGCCUAAUUUGAGCCGACUCAUGAUUUUUGCUACAUUCCAGCAGAAGACUGUCACUAAACUUUUCAUGUGUGGUCCUUUUUCUUUAUUGGUCUCUUGAAAAUGGCUGGCCAAAUUCUAUAGCCCUCACCUUUUGCCUAGAGAGGUAGACUCGAUCCCUAAAAUAUAUAUAGAGAGUUAAAACAGAAGUAUUUUUAUAGUACAGAAGAAUAGCAGUGCCCACAUGUGGUAACUAUAUUAUUCUAGAAAUAUGCUUUCUAGAGGUAUGAUGAUGAUUUUAAAACUGAUUCCCAAGAAAAGCUGACUCCGUUUUGUCCCUGGUGGGUGAAUUCGGAAUCUGCACUCUUUCGGGGACAAAUAGCACAGAUUGUACAAUGGCUUAUGUCCAUAGCUGGUUUUGUAGCGAUGUUUGUAGUAUGAAAGCUUUACUCCUCAGAUGGUUCUGGGGAGAGCUUAAGAGCUUUUUGUACUUUUACCUCCAAUAAAGGGAAAACAAAGCUUUUUAUGUAAAGUAGUCAAAAGUUCUGGUUUGGGGAGGAAAAAAGCCGUAAUAAGAAAUGAAUCAUAUAUUACAACUAACUUCUUCAAGUAUGGCCUUUUUAAAACUAAUGAAAUCCUGUCUCAUAUGUAAUCCUCUAGGUUGGUUCUUUCCCCAAACUGAUUUUAGGUAACUGUUUAAUCAUCUAACUUGACUAACAUGUUUUUACUUUUCAUUGUAAAUAUGUUUAUUUUUUAUUUAUAAAAAUCCUGAAAUCAAUCCAUUUGGGUUGGUGGUGUACAGAACGCACUUACGUGUGUUAACUAUUGUGACUUCUUUCAAGUCUAAAUGAUUUAAUAAAACGUUUUUAAAUUAUGUAUGGUUGACUCUUAUUUUGUGGAAUUAGCUCCAAAAUGGGGCUAAGUUAUUCCUAAAGAACAUAUGUGGAGGAAAUAAUCUUAUAUUUACAUAAAUAUUCAGAAGAAUCUUCUGCAAUGUUAUUUACAAUAAUAAAAUUCAACCCAACUAGUCAACAAUCCAAAAUAAAGAAGAAAAAGAAAACUUACUCUAACCUAUCCAGACAGGUGGCUUCUCUGUUAUUUCCCAGAGACUUAGCAGAGCCAAGUCCUGUUAAAAAUUCAUAGGACUCAUAACCAAGAGACAUUUACUUAGUGCCUAUUCUGUGCCAGGGAUCUGGGAACAUAGAGAAGACCCUGCGCUAAAGAAGACCUCGCAGAGGUCAUGCGAGCUGCGCUGGUCUCAAAGGCCCAUGUGCCUUUGUGUGUGCAUCUGAGAUGGACUGUAUGGAAGCAUGUGGGCCUCUGCCAAAAUUUGUGAUUAUUUUACAGACGAUGUCCAUUUGACCUGCCCCACAAGCUUAUGAGCAAUGCGUAAGCUGGAUAAACACAAAUAUCUGUGCACUCUAUCCAGACUACAGUGCUGCUGACUGGUGCCCAUCUUCCCAAGUCCUGCAUGGCUCCUCCCAUCUAUCCCUGUCUCCUUCAUCUCUUGGCCUGCCUGCUUCAUUGCUGCCCCCUGACCUCCUCUUCAUGCUUGUGCUGUGAUUUCUUCCCAGCUCCUACCCCACUCAAUCCCAGCUGAAUAGCUUUUGACCGUCACAGCGACCUGGGAGGCAGCCAUGGCAGGCGUUAUCUGUUCUACUUGGGGUGGAAGCAAGGUCCAAAAAGGUGCUGUGAUUUGCCCAGGAUCACAAACUCAGCAAGUAGCAGAACCAAAACCUCAGGUAUUUUGAUUCCUACUCAGUGUUUUUCUACUCCCUUGUACCAAGUUGUUUAAGAAUUUAUAAAUUCUUACAUGAUAUAAUCAUGCUUUCUUUCAUUUCAAUUCUGGGUGUGUCAUUGCUC
Molecule: messenger RNA, 5033 nt
Organism: Trichechus manatus latirostris (Florida manatee)
Lineage: Eukaryota; Metazoa; Chordata; Mammalia; Sirenia; Trichechidae
Gene: EIF2AK3
Product: eukaryotic translation initiation factor 2 alpha kinase 3
Exons: 16
Coding region: 145-3042 (965 amino acids)
Biological process (GO): eiF2alpha phosphorylation in response to endoplasmic reticulum stress
Cellular component (GO): nucleus; cytoplasm
Molecular function (GO): ATP binding; eukaryotic translation initiation factor 2alpha kinase activity; protein binding
Source: RefSeq, a predicted model, not a curated record